CUCACACUGCCCUUCUCUGGCUGGGGCCAAAUCAGGGGCCAAUAAAAACAGGCUCCCCUCUGUCUCUGACCCCCCCGGCCACCGGCCACCGGCCCGGCGGUCAUGGCCGCGCUGGAGAGCUGCCGCUGCCGCGGAGCCGGAGAGCGCACCCACGGCAGUAUUCUGUACAGCAUCCUGAAGAGCGCAGAGGAGGAGCAGCCGCAGCAACCGCCUUCUUCCCAGUGUUCCCAGCCCUCGCUGCAGCAGCUGCUGCAGAAGACCCCCCCCGGGGCCCCGGACCCCCAGCACCAGCUCCAGGUCCAGACCCAGACCGCCGCCUGCUCCUGCGGGUCCACGCGCCGCCGCGGCGUCCUGCGCGCCCCGCAGGUCACCUGCAAAGCCGCGUCCGCGGUGCUGGUGAAGACGCUGCGCUUCGUCAAGAACGUGCCGUGUUUCCGAGAGCUGCCCGAGCACGAGCAGCUCACGCUGAUCCGGAGCGCCUGGGCGCCGCUGCUGGUGCUGGGGCUGGCGCAGGACCGGGUGGACUUCGAGACGGCGGAGACCGUGGAGCCCAGCAUGCUGCAGCGCAUCCUCACGGGCAGCCGGCACGGCGGGGACCAGAGCCAGAGCCAGAGCCGGGGGGUCUCCGCUGCAGCCGCCGCCGCCCCGGGGGUCUCCGUGCACGACAUCGAAGCCAUCAAAGCCUUCCUGAGGAAGUGCUGGAGCGUGGACAUCUCCACCAAGGAGUACGCGUACCUGAAGGGGGCCGUGCUCUUCAACCCAGAUCUGGAGGGUCUGCGCUGCCUGCACUACAUCCAGUCGCUGCGUCGGGAGGCGCACCAGGCUCUGAACGAGCACGUCCGGCUCAUCCACCGCGACGACACCACGCGCUUCGCCAAGCUGCUGAUCGCGCUGUCCAUGCUGCGCGCCAUCAGCCCCCCCGUGGUGGCGCAGCUCUUCUUCAGGCCCGUCAUCGGCAGCGUCAACAUCGAGGAGGUGCUCAUGGAGAUGUUCUACGGGAAGUAGCCGGGGGGCGCACGCCGAGUGAAGAAGGGACUAGAAAUGCUCGAAGCUCUUGUUGGUGGUUGGGAGAAGUGUGCGCGGACGAGACGAGAAGGAUUAAUUUAUAACAGCAUGGAAAUCUUUAAAAGGACUGUGAAGUGACCCCGAGAGGAUGUGUGUGUGCGUGUGGGAAUGAGAGAGGAAAAAGUGUGUCGAGGGCAAGAGACGUUAUAAUAGAGGAAACUUACAAAGCAGCUUCUGAAAUUCCUAACUUAUUUGUUUUUAUAUAAACUAUUUUUCUAUAAUAAUAAACAAA
Molecule: messenger RNA, 1297 nt
Organism: Cololabis saira (Pacific saury)
Lineage: Eukaryota; Metazoa; Chordata; Actinopteri; Beloniformes; Belonidae
Gene: nr0b1
Product: nuclear receptor subfamily 0, group B, member 1
Exons: 2
Coding region: 103-1005 (300 amino acids)
Biological process (GO): negative regulation of transcription by RNA polymerase II
Cellular component (GO): nucleus; cytoplasm
Molecular function (GO): transcription corepressor activity; transcription factor binding
Source: RefSeq, a predicted model, not a curated record